ACAGGCCGCUUCAGCCAAUCAGAGGCGGUUUCAAAGCGACUCGAUGAAGGCGCUUUUCCGAGGGAGCCAAUCAGCGUCGAGAGAGGGAGGGUCGUGGGGGCGACGCUGCUUGCUGCCGGGGAAACGGAGUUCCGAUUGCGGACGGAUUGUGCCGGUGGACUCGAAACUCCCGCCAUUUCGACAAGGAAUUAACCUCUUGAUUGAUCCAGGUUACUUUUUUUGGAACACUUGCUUUAUUCUCUCGCCCGGUAACGAGAAGCUCCGGCAGGACGAACAUGUUCCGGGUACCGCGGGUCCAACGAUAAACGGCCUAGUUUGCCAAGACUUUGGAUUCUUCAGCGCGCGCCAUAACCUCCUCUGAUCUCUGGCGGUUGCCGCGAGUUUGAGUCCCGUGUGUUCUUCCAUGUUCACCCGGAGGAGCUGAAAGUUUACUAACUACACGGAGGGACACGUCCGGGCCACCGGCUCUCCAUCCGAGGCAUUCCCGUGCAGCCAGCAUGGCCCCGCUGCCCCCGCGGAGCAGCAGGAUGCGAUGAGGCGGACAGAAGCGCUCUGUUAUUGUUUUGCAACGAGUUAGCAUUGCGGCCCGUUUCGCGUUAGCUCGUCGGCUAACGGCCACACGCUGGAGCCGGGCCUGCCGGCGGGAACGUGAGGCGCUGCGAUACUUCGGGGACUGAUAGCAUACAUGCUAAGGACCUAUCAUUCCAUAUUGUUGUACUAGUUUGUUGACGGUCGAUUUAAUUCUACCGUCGGGCUCCCCGGGGCCGCUCCGUGCAUUCGACAUGGCCCCGCUGUUAGGCCGGAAGCCGUAUCCGCUGGCUAAGCCGCUAGCCGAGCCACCGGGCCCGGGAGAGGAGGUCUACACCGUGGAGCACACCAAGGAGGCCUUCAGGAACAAAGAAGAGUUUGAGACGCGCUUGCAGAGGUACAGCGAGCACAUCUGGACAUGCAAGAGCACCGGCAGCAGCCAGCUCACUCACAGCGAGGCGUGGGAGGAGGAACAGGAAGUCACCGAACUGCUUCAGGAGGAGUAUCCCCAGUGGUUCGAGAAGCCGGUCCUGGAGAUGGUCCACCACAACACGGUGUCUCUAGACAAGCUGGUGGAAAUGGCCUGGCUCGAAAUCCUCACCAAAUAUGCUGUGGAUGAAGAGUGUGACUUCCUGGUGGGGAAGGAGAAGAGCCUGCAGGUGAAGGUGGUGAAGAUCCAUCCCCUCGACAACCCGGAGGGCGAGUCGGGGGAGAAGAAGCUGGAAGGCGCCUGUGACUCUCCGUCCAGCGACAAGGAGAACGCCAGCCAGGAGAACCAGAGGAAAGAGCCUCCCCCCAGAGAAGAAGACAACCGGCGGGAGAGUCUCAGUGAGCGAGCACGCCGCUCGCCAAGGAAACUUCCCAUCGCCUUGAAGGAGGAGAAGAAGAGAUGGGUGAUGCCCAAAUUCCUCCCCCAUAAGUACGACGUGAAGCUCGUCAAUGAGGACAAGGUGAUCAGCGACGUCCCCGCCGACAGCCUCUACCGGACGGAGCGUCCUCCCACCAAGGAGAUCAUGCGCUACUUCAUCAGGCACUACGCCCUGAGGCUGGGCAUGGGCGAGAGCGCCCCCUGGGUGGUGGAGGAUGAACUGGUGAAGAAAUUUAACUUGCCCAGCAAAUUCAGCGACUUUCUUCUGGAUCCACACAAGUUUUUAGCAGAGAAUCCGUCUGCAAAGCGGAAGAGCUUGUCAUCUCCAGAGGGAAAACCCAACAAGAGGCCGAAGGCCCCCGACAUGCCGGGGGAGGACUCUGGAAACGAGAAGGCCGAGAAGAAGAAGAGGAGGAGAAAGAAGGACUCGUUGGGAAUGCCGCUCAGCCCAACCAUCUGGGGCCACAUGCAGAAGAUGAAUGGCUCUCCACUUAAGAUGAAGAACUCCGGAACCCCAAAGAAAGGAGACGGCAAAGGCUCAGCUCCCUCCACGCCCAAGUCCAGCCGGAAGUCCGGGGACAAGAAGGACGGAAUGAAGACGGGAAAGAGCGCCGACAAGAAGCUGAACGUCCUCAAAGCGUCCGGGAAGGACGGGAAAGCUGCAGCCAAGAGCCCGAAGAUGAAGCAGAUGACUCUGCUGCACCUGGCCAAGAGCACGGUGGCCGGCAGCCCCAAGAAGAGGGUCCGCGGCGCCGCCGGCGGCACGGGGACGCCCAAGCUGGGCAAGCCUCUGCACCCCAUGGCCCUGCACCUCCUCCGCUACUACAAGGAGAACAAGGGCAAGGAGGACAAGAGGAACUCCCUCUCCUCCCUCAUCUCCAAGGCGGCAAAGGCCUUGUCCCCGGAGGACCGGGGCCGGCUGCCGGAGGAGCUCCGGGAGCUGGUGCACAAGCGCUGGGAACUCCUGGAGCAGAAGAAGAGGUGGGCGGCCAUGAGCGAGGAGGAGAAGCAGGAGGAGAUGAAGAAGAAACGCGAGGAGAUCAAGGAGAAGCUGCGCGAGAAGGCCAAAGAGCGGCGGGAGAAGGAGACGCUGGUCCGCCGAGCGCUGUCCCGCCGCUACGAGGACCAGGACAUCCGGGGGGGGCGGAGCCUGCCAGGCUUCCGGCUGGUGGACACGCCGGAGGGGCUGCCCAACGCGCUGUUCGGCGACGUGGCCAUGGUGGUGGACUUCCUGCACUGCUACGCCGGGCUGCUGAUGCCCGACGGCCAGUACCCCGUCACGGCCGUGGCGCUGAUGGAGGCGCUGGCGGGCGAGCGCUCCGGCUUCCUGUACCUGAACCGCGUGCUGGUGGUGCUGCUGCAGACGCUGCUGCAGGACGAGCUGGCCGAGGGCUACGGCGAGCUGGACAUCCCGCUGUCCGAGAUCCCGCUCACCAUGCACUCGGCGUCGGAGCUGGCCCGGCUGUGCCUGAGGCCGUGCGACGCCCACGGCGAGGAGAGCAACCGGGGCUCGCUGGACGCCGCGCCGGCCGGCUUCGACGACGUGGUGACCAGCGAGUUCCUGGAGAAGCUGGAGACCGUGGAGGUGUUCGAGCUCGGCCCCGAGGAGAAGGUCGGCCUGCUGGUGGCGCUGUGCCACCGCAUCCUCAUGACCUACUCGGUGGAGGACCACGUGGACGCCAUGCAGCAGCGCUCGGCCGAGGUGUGGAAGGAGCGCCUGGCCGUGCUGAAGGAGGCCAACGACCGCAAGAGGGCCGAGAAGCAGCUGAGGAAGGAGAUGGAGGUCAAAGGCGAGAAAAAGAAAGACGGAGGUGUGAAGAAGGAGGUGAAGAAGGAAGUGAAGGUGGAGCCUGAGCCGGAGGACAUGAUCAGCUCGGUGAAGAGCCGGCGGCUCAUGAGCAUGCAGGCCAAGAAGGAGAAGGAGGAGACGGACCGGCAGAACAAAGAGCGCAUGGAGAAGGGUGCUGAGGAGGAGCGGGUGCGUAAGCAGCGGGCGUCGGUAGAGAAGGCUUUUCAGGAAGGCAUCACCAAGGCCCGCCUCGUCACCCGCAGGACCCCGCUGGGAACGGACCGGAACCACAACCGAUAUUGGAUUUUCUCUGACGUGGUCCCCGGCCUCUACAUUGAGAAGGGCUGGGUGCCCGAGAGCAUCGAGUACCACUUCGCCCCCCCGCCCGAGGAGGAGGCAGCCGAGGAGGAGGAGGAGGAGGAGGAAGAGGACGGAGAGUCGGCCGCUGCGCAGGAUUCACAAGGAGCUGAGAAGGACGAUGGCAGCACAGAGGGUGCAGUUGGGGAGGGAGCCCAGCAGGGGGCAGCAGACGUCUGCAUAGAAACUACCAUUCCUAACCAAGGACAGAACCUCUGGUUCAUCUGUGACAACACGGCGGAGCUGGAGCAGCUGGUGGAGAGCCUCCACCCUCAGGGGGUAAGGGAGAGCAACCUGAAGGCCAAGAUCCAGAGCAGGUACCAGGACAUCCUCCACUCGGUGCACCUGACCCGCAAGGCCAAGCUGGGCCUCCGGACCUGCGACGGCGACUCGGAGCUGCUCAGCUACCUGCGCAGCGACAUCCAGGAGGUGGCCUCCCGCCUCCACAAGGGGGGCCUGGGCUACCUGGACGACUACGUCGACCUCGAGGAGCAGCUGAAGGACACGGAGGACCUGAAGGCCUUCGGCGAGUGCAUCAUCACCAUCCAGGCCUGCGUCAUCAAGAAGUUCCUGCAGGGCUUCAUGGCGCCCAAGCAGAAGAAGAAGAAGAGGCAGGCGGGCGAGGAGAGCGGCGGCAGCAAGGCGGAGGAGCUGGACGACGAGAAGCGGCUGGCGGAGGAGGCGCGGGUGGCCACGGCGGUGGAGAAGUGGAAGACGGCCCUCCGAGAGGCGCUGACCUUCUCCCGCACGCACGUCCUGCUGGGCAUGCUGGACGCCUGCAUCAAAUGGGACAUGUCGGCCGAGAACGCUCGCUGCAAAGUCUGCAGGAGGAAAGGUGACGAUGAGAAGCUGAUCCUGUGUGACGAGUGCAACAAGGCCUUCCACCUGUUCUGCCUGCGCCCGGCGCUGUACGGCAUCCCCACCGGGGAGUGGCUAUGCCCGGCCUGCCAGCCCACGGUGGCCCGGCGGGGGUCCCGGUCCAGGAACUACAACCAGGACACGGAAGAAGAGGAAGACGAGGAGGAGUCAGAGAAGGAGGAGUCAGAGGAGGAGUCAGAGGAGGAGAACGACUACAAGGCCACGGGUCACAGCUUGAGACCGAGGAAGAAGAACAAGCCCUCGUCUUCAUCGCGGCAGAAGGUUUCAAAAAGCAAAGCCAGGAAGUCGACGUCCUCCAAGCCGCCGAGGUCCGGCCCCGCCAGCCCGGCAGACAUCGAGGAGCUGGUCAGACAGAGCUCCCAGAGCGGCGUGCGCAGGCAGGUGGUGGAGCUGGAGAAGUGCGAAGAAAUCCUCAAGAAACUGAUCAAGUUCCGCUACAGCUGGCCCUUCAGGGAGCCCGUGUCGGCAGAGGAGGCCGAGGACUACCUGGACAUCAUUUCCCAGCCCAUGGACUUCAGCUCCAUGCUGGCGAAGCUGCGCCGGGCGUUGUACCGACACCCUCAGGACUUCCUGGAGGACCUGAAGCUGGUGUUCUCCAACGCGGAGCGGUACAACCGGCCGGGCAGCGGCGUGCUGCUCUGCCUGAGCCGCACGGAGCGCAGCUUCACCGAGCUGCUCGCCAAGCUGCUGCCCGGCCGCGCCUACCUGCGGCGCCGCGCGCGCAAACGCAUCAGCCAGGCGCCCGCCACGUCGGAGGAGGAGGAGGAGGAGGAGGAGGAGGAGGAGGAGGAGGAGGAGGAGGAGGAGGAGGAGGAGGAGGAGGAACCAAAGAAAAAAAUGCAGAACGGCAAAUCGAACGGAAAGAAAAGCAGAAAUGCUCGAGGACGAAGAGAGGAGGAGAGUGAGGAGGAGGAGGAGGAGGAAGAAGAAGAUGAUGGCGGCCAGAGGAGGAGUAAGAGGACCUCCACCGCCUCAGGUAGGAGGGAUUACAGGGAGCAGGAGAGCGACGGCGAGCAGGACACUCGGAGAACUCGUCAGCGAGGGGGGCGGGGCCUCGAGGGGGGGGCGGGCCGCCAGCAGGACCUGUCCUCCAAUCAGCAGCAGCGACAUUCCAAGAGACAGAAACGCUCAUGAGGUCCACGGAGUCGUCGUUGUUGUUUGUUGUCUCUUUGCUUUCACAUUUCUGUCCCGCUGUUCUAGAAGUGAUCAAGAUCCUCCUCUUCCUCCCUCUUCCUCCCUCCUCCUCACAGCGAGCGGGACUUAACCCUCAGACGGACUUCUCUCUCUCUCUCUUUCUUCUGUUUUUGAAUUUUUUUUCAUAUUUUGAAAAACGACAAAAGAGAACCGAUUUAUAUUUGUACGUCAUCUUUCUGCUUAUUUUUUCAACCAAGAAAUUGAGAUACGGAGAUGAGGGAUGGAUCCUCGUCGCUCUUGAUACUCUUUGAUUUGACAUCACACACACACGCGUGUCGUUGACUGGGAGGUGGCCUCCAUGUAGCCGAGCCCCUCUGGGAACUCUUUGUUUACCGCUCUCUCUCCAGGUCUUCAGGUCUCAUGUGGUCCUCCUGCCAGAGGUCUGGUAAAGCUCUUGGACCCCGUAGUGUACGACUCUAAAGAAGCGGUACCUCUCGUCACUCCAGUGUCACGUCGUCAUUAUUAAUACUUUAUUAUUUUCAUGCCGCUGCAGGUCGUCGUUGGAAUUAUGAAACGCAAACGUGACUUUAGUUUAAAGAAAAUGGGCUUUUCUGAAUAUUUGAUAUUUCCGUUUGCACAUUUGGUUUUGUAAACGAAGACUUGUUGAUCUUAAUCAUUAAAUACAUGUUGAGGCUCCUCCUACUUCUCAUUUAUAAUUUAGUCUUACAAAACUUUAAAACCCUCUGAGGGUCAAACGGCUCCUGAAGGCGGCCCUGCGCCCCCCGGUUCAGCCACCAGGGGGCGCUGUCGCCCUCUGACGGCACGCAGGAGCUUCCUGCUGGACUAACUCCACGACUUGAUUCAUAAUAACUUCACAUUUAGAAAGUGCAGUUAGUGGUGAGGUUCCAGGAUAGAUAGAUAUUAUAAUAUAUAUAUAUCCGUAUCUCCUGCCAGGCUCUGGUGGUUUCACCGUCUCUUCUGAUUCUCUCGUCCUCUGAUUGUUUUCACCCGUUCUUCUUUUCUUUGACUCCUUCGUUUAAAUCUCUGAACUCUUUUGGACAAACAAAAGCUGACGACCUUCUCAAGUUGAGAGCCGACUGUAAAUGCUUUCUUUGUUCUUUCAGGGAACUCUAAAGUCUUUUACACUUCCUGUUUUAUAUAUAUAUAUAUAUUUAUAGUCUGGGAGGUGAGGAAGAUUCUCUUGUAAAGAAUUUCCAAUAAAGGCUUUGGACAAGA
Molecule: messenger RNA, 6791 nt
Organism: Pseudoliparis swirei
Lineage: Eukaryota; Metazoa; Chordata; Actinopteri; Perciformes; Liparidae
Gene: baz1b
Product: bromodomain adjacent to zinc finger domain, 1B
Exons: 21
Coding region: 783-5555 (1590 amino acids)
Biological process (GO): chromatin remodeling
Cellular component (GO): WICH complex
Molecular function (GO): protein binding; histone H2AXY142 kinase activity
Source: RefSeq, a predicted model, not a curated record